AUGGCAGAUUUAUCUCUUCCUAAUGAUGCUCUGUUCCUUGGAUUUGACAGCUCUACUCAGUCGUUGAAGGCAACUGUUUUGGACUCCAAUCUCGUUAUUGUUGCUUCAGAGCUAGUUAACUUUGACUCUGAUUUGCCUCAUUACAAGACCAGGGAUGGAGUUUAUAGAGACUCUUCUGUUAAUGGAAGAAUUGUUUCACCCACCAUAAUGUGGGUGGAGGCUUUGGAUCUCAUUCUUCAAAGACUAUCUAAAUCCAAUUUGGAUUUUGGGAAAAUUGCUGCCGUUUCUGGUAGUGGACAGCAACAUGGCAGUGUUUAUUGGAAGAAUGGCAGUUCUGCGUUAUUAUCAUCAUUGGACCCCAGGAAGCCAUUAGUUGAUCAGCUUGGCAAUGCCUUUUCUGUUAAUGAAUCACCUAUAUGGAUGGACUGCAGCACCACAGCUCAGUGUAGGGAAAUAGAGAAAGCUGUUGGAGGUGCAUUGGAAUUGUCUAAAAUUACUGGUUCUCGUGCUAACGAGAGAUAUACAGGACCACAAAUUCGGAAGAUAUUUGAGACACAACCAGUAGUUUAUAAGAAUACUGAGAGGAUCUCUCUUGUUAGCUCUUUCAUGGCAUGUCUAUUUAUAGGGGCAUACGCUUGUAUUGAUGAAACUGAUGGUGCGGGGAUGAAUUUGAUGGAUAUAAAGCAAAGGGUUUGGUCUAAAGUUGCAUUAGAGGCUACAGCUCCGGGUUUGGAGGAAAAGCUUGGAAAGCUAGCUCCUGCUCAUGCUGUUGCUGGUUCUAUAGCUUCAUAUUUUGUGGAGAGGUUUAACUUCAAUAAGAAUUGUCUGGUGGUUCAGUGGUCUGGAGACAAUCCUAACAGUUUAGCAGGUUUAACCCUAAACACUCCUGGGGAUCUUGCAAUCAGUUUGGGUACCAGCGACACUGUCUUUGGGAUCACUAAGGACCCUCAACCAAGUUUGGAAGGACAUGUUUUCCCAAAUCCUGUUGAUACAGAAGGCUACAUGGUUAUGUUGGUCUACAAAAAUGGGUCUCUGACACGUGAAGAUGUACGGAAUCGCUAUGCUGAGAAAUCUUGGGAUGUUUUUAACAAGUAUCUGGAGCAAACUCCUCCACUAAAUGGUGGGAAGAUAGGUUUCUAUUACAAGGAGCAUGAGAUUCUUCCUCCUUUGCCUGUUGGCUUUCAUCACUACCUUCUUGAAAAUUUCACUGGUGAGACUCUGGAUGGCUUGAAUGAACAAGAAGUGCUAGAAUUUGAUCCUCCUUCCGAGGUCCGUGCCUUGAUUGAGGGCCAAUUUCUCUCAAUGCGUGCUCAUGCAGAAAGAUUUGGAAUGCCAUCUCCUCCAAAACGAAUCAUUGCUACUGGUGGAGCGUCAGCAAAUCAAAGCAUUCUGAGCUCAAUUGCAUCCAUUUUUGGCUGUGAUAUUUAUACUGUCCGGAGACCUGACUCAGCUUCUCUAGGAGCUGCAUUGAGGGCUGCUCAUGGUUGGCUGUGCAGCAAGAAAGGCAGUUUUGUGCCAAUCUCAUCUAUGUAUAAGGACUUGGAGAGGACAUCCCUGAGCUGUAAGUUCUCAAUGGCUGCUGGAGACCAGAAUCUGGUUUCCAAGUAUGCCUCACUGAUGAAGAAGAGAAUCGAAAUAGAGAACCGCCUUGUCCAAAAGUUGGGCCGUUAUUAGAGUCCAGACGUAAAUGAGGUGUGAGAAAAGCUUAUGGCAGCUUUGUGUACAAAGGUUGGGCCGUGAUUAAUAGAAGGUAUUUUAUCUUUCGGCUUAUCAUGUGCCUCAGGGACUUAAGGGUCAGUUUAAUAUAAUACUUAAAAAAAGUCA
Molecule: messenger RNA, 1824 nt
Organism: Durio zibethinus
Lineage: Eukaryota; Viridiplantae; Streptophyta; Magnoliopsida; Malvales; Malvaceae
Product: xylulose kinase 2-like
Biological process (GO): xylulose metabolic process; D-xylose metabolic process; phosphorylation
Cellular component (GO): cytosol
Molecular function (GO): D-xylulokinase activity
Source: RefSeq, a predicted model, not a curated record